AUGUUUCCUCUGCAGCUGCUCGCUCUGAUCUUCAUCUCCACACCGACUCCCGACCUGAAGAAGAGGAGGCAGGGGGAGGAGGAGGCAGACAGACAGGGGGAGGCAGACAGACAGGUAAAGGGGAGGACAGACAGACAGUAUGAGCUGCUGCUGAAGAGGGGAGACCUGCUGGAGGUUCCUCGGACUCUGUUCACUCACUUUGGGAUUUACCUCGGAGGAGGAAGAGUGGCUCAUUUCAUCCCAGACAUUAUCCCCGUCGUCUCCGGCGACCAGACUCGGAUCGGACAGAUGGUGACCAACAGCCGGCUCCUACUGGGAGUCCUGGCCAAGUGUGGCAGCGUGAGGGUGGACUCGGUGGAGGACUUCGCUUACGGGUCAGAAAUACUCGUCAACACCUCCGACAAGGUGUGCAGCCGGCCGGCGCUGAACGGCGAGGAGGUGGCGAGGAGGGCGGAGAAGCUGCGGGGUCACGUGUCGUACAGUCUGCUGUGGUACAACUGCGAACACUUCGUCAUGUACUGUCGGUACGGCACCGUCGUGAGCUUCCAGACCUUCCAGUUCUGUAGAGCGGUGAGGAGUAGCUUGUUGUUGAGUCGCGUGUUGCAGGUGACGGCGGUGCUGGGGGGGUGUCUUCUCCCUUACCUGAGAGAGGUGAAGCUGCCGCCGGCGCCCCGUGCUGGCCGUACUGCUGCCCUUUUCUCAUCUGGAUGGCCUCAUAAACACUCAGAUCUAAGCGAGUGA
Molecule: messenger RNA, 741 nt
Organism: Morone saxatilis (striped sea-bass)
Lineage: Eukaryota; Metazoa; Chordata; Actinopteri; Moronidae
Gene: lratb.2
Product: lecithin retinol acyltransferase b, tandem duplicate 2
Biological process (GO): retinol metabolic process
Molecular function (GO): phosphatidylcholine-retinol O-acyltransferase activity
Source: RefSeq, a predicted model, not a curated record